AGGGCAGACAGCUGAACAGUGGUUGCGUGCUCGCUGAAGUUGGCUGCCACGUAGUUGACAUUCUUGCCAUGUAUUUAUUUUAAGUGCUGCAUUUGUGAAAAAGGUUUCAAUUAGCUUUUUUAUUUUUAUUUCACGAGUUAGUGAAAAUGAUUUUGUUUGCUAUUUGUUCGAUAUUGCCCUCACUGUUUGUGUUUGUUACCGGGGGGAAACUGCCCGAGCCAGAAGUGAAAAUUGCAGUUUUACAUAAACCCUUCAUGUGUUCCCGAAAGUCAAAGUAUGGAGACAUGCUUCUUGUUCAUCACGAAGGCUUCUUGGAAAGUAAUGGAACCCUAUUUUUUUCCAGCCGCAAACAUGGGGAUCACAAUCCAGUAUGGUUCACUCUUGGAAUUCAAGAGGUGCUCAAGGGUUGGGAUAAGGGUCUGAGCAACAUGUGCACAGGAGAGCGCAGGAAAUUGACCGUUCCUCCAUCUCUGGCAUAUGGCAAGGAAGGAAAAGGCAAGAUCCCGCCAAGCAGUACCCUCAUUUUUGAAAUUGAGCUCAUGGAGAUCCGAAAUGGUCUCAGGUCACACGAGUCUUUCCGGGAGAUGGAUCUCAAUGACGACUGGAAGCUCUGCAGAGAGGAGGUCAGAGAGUACCUGAAGAAAGAAUUUGAGAAACAUGGAUAUUCCCACAAUGACACGCAUCACGAAGUGAUGGUUGAGGAUAUCUUCAAAAAUGAGGACGAAGAUCAAGAUGGUUUUAUAUCUGCGAGGGAAUUCACCUACCAACACGAUGAGCUCUAAACUCUAAAGGACUGGUUUCAUCUACUUUUUCAAACGAGUGUUUGUUUGUUAAAUCACCUCGGAAAUUGUGAAUUGUAAAUGAGCUUGCUUUUUUUUUUACACCAACAGUAUUGUUUUUAUUUUGGAUUAACAUGUUAUGACCAAUUGAUAUCUACAUUCUGCACUGUGAAUGUGACCACAAAUACAUUUAGGAUCCCUAUUAGAAUUUCUAUUUUAUUUACUUGACUGAACCUGUGGUGAUACAAGUUGGAUGGUCGUUUUCUCUGUGUUCAUUAUUCACUAGAGGGCACCCUUGUGCUAGACUUCUGUAUCAUUUACACAUUUCUAAACAAAACAACAAUAAACUGUCAGGCAUCCUUCUA
This is a messenger RNA of Pseudoliparis swirei, 1144 nucleotides long. It is a transcript of the gene fkbp14, whose product is annotated as FKBP prolyl isomerase 14. Bases 147 to 782 code for a protein of 211 amino acids. NCBI's taxonomy places the organism in Eukaryota, Metazoa, Chordata, Actinopteri, Perciformes, Liparidae. Gene Ontology annotation, molecular function: peptidyl-prolyl cis-trans isomerase activity; calcium ion binding. The transcript is spliced from 4 exons. The record is from RefSeq and is a predicted model, not a curated record.